Messenger RNA from Magnolia sinica, 1638 nucleotides. Its product is annotated as auxin-responsive protein IAA27. Gene Ontology annotation, cellular component: nucleus. Gene Ontology annotation, molecular function: protein binding. Gene Ontology annotation, biological process: regulation of DNA-templated transcription. The record is from RefSeq and is a predicted model, not a curated record. NCBI's taxonomy places the organism in Eukaryota, Viridiplantae, Streptophyta, Magnoliopsida, Magnoliales, Magnoliaceae. Bases 244 to 1293 code for a protein of 349 amino acids. The transcript has 5 exons.
CCACGCCCAUUUCCCCCUCAUUUUUUCCUUUCUCUCUUCUUCUUGCAGGAGAGAAGCUGAGAAAUAUAUAUAUAAAAAAAGGCCUUACAGAAAGGGUGAGGAAGCUUCUUCCGCUCUCAAAAAACCCUCUAUUUUUUCUUCUCUCCUAUCAUCUCUUCUCCUUAUUAUCUUUGCAUGUUACAUGUUCGUUGAUAGUCCUCUGAGAAACAGGCUCCUUCCUCUCUCGUUUGCUGGUGCACUUUAAUGUCUACGCCUCAAGAACAUGAUUACAUAGGCUUGUCAGAGGUUUCUUCCAUGGAAGCAAGCUCUGAGAAGCUCUCUUCCUCUUCCUCUAAUCUCUCUGUUGCAGAAGAAAACGAGAAAAGUAGCAACAGCAGCAGCAACGCCCUCAACCUCAAGGAAACAGAGCUGAGGCUUGGGUUGCCUGGCUCUGAGUCUCCAGACAGGAAAGGGGCGUCCGGAGUUGGUCUGUUGGGGGGGAGGGGUGUGGAGGAUAAGGGCGCGUACACCCUCGGCUCACUGAAGAGCUUCGUGUCUGGGGCGAAGAGGGGGUUUUCUGAUGCAAUCGAUGGGAAUGGGAAGUGGGUUUUCAGUGGGAGCGAGGUUGAGUUGGGGAAAGGCGGUGGUUUGUUCUCUCCAAGGGGUGGGAAUGCUGGGAAAUCUGUGAUGGGUUUGGAUGGUGGUAGCGACGGGCCCCAGACUGGCCCGUCGGCCUCUGUUUUGAAGGAUAUCGGGUCGUUGCAGAAGCCGGUGGCGCCGGUGCAGGAGAAGAAGACUCAGGGUUCUGCUGCAAGUGACCAUGGUGUUGCUCCUGCUGCAAAGGCACAGGUUGUUGGUUGGCCACCAAUCCGAUCUUUCCGGAAGAACACCAUGGCAACAAACCCAACAAAGAAUAGUGACGACAUGGAGGGUAAGUCAGGAGUUCGGUGUCUGUAUGUUAAGGUAAGCAUGGAUGGAGCUCCAUACCUGAGGAAAGUCGACCUCAAAACCUACUGCAACUAUAUGGAACUCUCGUCGGCCCUUGAGAAGAUGUUCAGCUGCUUUACCAUUGGGCAGUGUGGUUCUCACGGAGUACCAGGCAGAGAAGGACUUAGUGCGAGCCGAUUGAUGGAUCUUCUGCAUGGAUCUGAGUAUGUGCUCACUUAUGAAGACAAGGAUGGGGACUGGAUGCUUGUUGGUGACGUGCCGUGGGACAUGUUCACUGACUCUUGCAAGAGGCUAAGGAUCAUGAAGGGUUCAGAGGCAAUUGGACUAGCGCCAAGGGCCAUGGAGAAGUGCAAGAACCGCAACUAGCGUCUGCAGCCGCUUGUUUGAAGCUUGAGUGAUGCUAAAUGUUAUAUAAGAAGGGCCCAUUCUGAGCUGAAAGGUCUAGAUGGGUUUAUAUAAGAAGAAGGGCCCAUUCUAGAGUUCAAGCCCUAGAAAGGGUUUUAAGUUUGACUGUCUUUGGUAGCCUUAUUUCUAUUUUUUCUUUUUUUCUUUUUCUUUUUCGGGUUUGCUGUUUUACAUGGACUGAAACUUUGUACUAGGUAAGGCUUGUGGAGACAGGCUAUUAGAUUGUCUUAUGUAUUUUGUUUGUCUGCCCUGCUUUCUCAUUUUAUGUAAAUGGUUUGGUUUGCUGUUUGCAAAUAUCCCCUUUUC